Populus nigra (black poplar) is the source of this 705-nucleotide messenger RNA. RefSeq names its product probable NADH dehydrogenase [ubiquinone] 1 alpha subcomplex subunit 12. The transcript is spliced from 5 exons. Gene Ontology annotation, biological process: mitochondrial respiratory chain complex I assembly; response to oxidative stress. The coding region runs from base 67 to 543 and encodes 158 amino acids. Gene Ontology annotation, cellular component: membrane. Lineage: Eukaryota; Viridiplantae; Streptophyta; Magnoliopsida; Malpighiales; Salicaceae. The record is from RefSeq and is a predicted model, not a curated record.
GUACAUGAUUUUUAUCAUUAACAAGAACAAGAAACAGAGGCGAGCAAAAAAGGAAGAAGCAGAGAGAUGGCAUUGACGGUGGUGAAGGGAGCAUUGAAGUCGAUCAGAGAGAAAGGAUUCGGAGCUUUCUUACGCGAGCUCAAAGAAGAAGGCUACCUGAAUGCUCUUGCCGAUGGAAAUCUUUUGCAAACCAAAAUACACAACAUUGGUGCAAAGCUUGUUGGUGUUGACAAAUUUGGUAACAAGUAUUAUCAGAAUCUCGAAACCAUACAUGGAAGGCACCGGUGGGUUGAAUACGCUGAGAAGAGUCGCUACAAUGCUUCUCAAGUACCACCAGAAUGGCAUGGUUGGCUUCACUUCAUAACUGAUCAUACUGGGGAUGAGCUUCUGAUGUUGAAACCAAAGAGGUACAGUAUUGAGCACAAGGAAAAUCUCUCUGGAGAGGGAGAGGAGUACAUAUACCAUUCUAAAGGACACACCCUCAAUCCUGGGCAGAAAGACUGGACCAGAUACCAAUCUUGGCAACCCACUAAGACCGAGUAAUCCCUUGAGUCCCACCAAUUUCAUGAUAUUCAGAACCAAUUUGAUUGAAUAAAUGUUGUAUACGUUGUUUGAGCCUCGAAGUUUUGAUUUGUUCGCUUCACCGCAAGAGCCUUGAACAAAGCAAGUUUUAAUAAUUUUAUGGAUGAUAUUCAGUUUGAAUCA